Diprion similis is the source of this 2037-nucleotide messenger RNA. Its product is annotated as 2-acylglycerol O-acyltransferase 2-A-like. The record is from RefSeq and is a predicted model, not a curated record. Gene Ontology annotation, cellular component: endoplasmic reticulum membrane. NCBI's taxonomy places the organism in Eukaryota, Metazoa, Arthropoda, Insecta, Hymenoptera, Diprionidae. Gene Ontology annotation, molecular function: diacylglycerol O-acyltransferase activity. Gene Ontology annotation, biological process: triglyceride biosynthetic process. Bases 219 to 1256 code for a protein of 345 amino acids. The transcript has 6 exons.
CAAAAAUUCGUCGCUCUUUUUACAACGAAACGAAAGAAGAAACUUCGGCUCAGGUACAAUUUCGGGUGCUGAGAUCCACGUGCAUCGAUCUUAGAUCUCCCAUCCGAUCGUCAUGAUUGGACCCGACGCUAGUGGCUAGGCUUUUGCUAUACCACAGCUGCACACUCGGUUUCUCGUUCAUUCAGACUUCGAACCUAGUAAAAAGACGAGAACACGAAAUGGAACUUCUCGGAGUAAAGUUUGCUCCGUUAAACACACCGCUUGAGAGGCGUCUUCAGACGCUGGCCGCCGCUGCAUGGAUUAUGAUGCUGGUGUUUGGCGGAUUCACGGGUUGUAUAAUAACCGCGUUGCUGCUGAUUUACACUAGUGUGGUGCGAUACUUCAUCCUCGUCUAUCUUGCCUGGGUCUUCUUCAUCGAUCGAGAAGCGUGCGAGAGAGGCGGCCGGAGCGAUUCGUGGAUUCUCUGGAUGCGGAACCACGCUUGGUGGCACUAUUUCUGCGCAUACUUUCCCAUAAAGUUAGUUAAAACCGCGGACUUGGAUCCGUCCAAGAAUUAUCUUCUGUGUACCUUUCCUCACGGCGUCUUGUGCACCGGAGCUUUCGGAGCUUUCGCCACCGAUGUUCUUGGCUUCCAUAAAUUGUACCCAGGAAUUCGAGUCCGGAUGCUGACUCUGGGUCAACAUUUCAACAUGCCGCUCUUCAGGGAGUUCGUUUACAGCUUUGGCGCUUGCAGCGCGAGUGCCAGAAGCAUAGAACAUUUGGUCUCCGUACCCGGAGGCGGCAGAGCCACUGUUCUGGCCGUUGGCGGUGCCUCCGAGUCACUCAAGUGCAAGCCUGGCACUUAUCGGAUAAUAUUGAAGCGACGAAAGGGGUUCGUUAGGAUCGCACUGAAGCACGGAGCACCUUUGGUCCCGGUGUUUUCAUUCGGAGAAACGGACCUCUAUAGUCAAGUCGAUAAUCCCGAAGGAUCUUUACUGAGGUACCUGCAAGAGGUGCUGAGAAAAUACACGGGGAUCGCACCUGUUUUACCGAUCGGCCGAGGUCUUUUUCAAUAUUCAUUCGGUAUCGUGCCUCGGAGGAGGCCGGUCACGGUAGUAGUCGGAGCAGCGUUGGAGGUGCCGAAAAUCAGUGAACCAACGCGCGAGCAGAUAGACGAGUACCAGAAAAAGUUUAUUGAAAAAUUGGUCGAACUUUUCGAAACGCACAAACAUCAUUACUUGCCAAAUCCGGAAGAUACUCAUUUAAUAAUAGAUUGAGCCGACUGAGGAAAAUUUUUUGUAUUAUACGUAGAGAUACGAUAUGGUAUAUUAUUAAGUUAUCCGCGAUAAAAAUUGUCGUAAUUUAUUAUCCACACUGAUGAGAACCGUUCGUUUCAAUCUGGAAAAAUAUGCUGGACAUGUAACGGCGUCGACAGUGGAACUGUAUUAUGACGUAAUCGUAAGAGACCAAAAAUUGCUACGUCUUGUGAGCAAAGAAACAUAUUCGAUCGAUAAGGAUCGAAAAGAUCAUCGCGCUUUUGGCGCAACGUAUUCAAAAGUAGAUUAUUUUUCACAUAAUAUGCAAACGCUGGAUCCCAGAUAUAGAUUUAUUGAAUAUUUGUAUAUUACCGUAAGUUGUAAUUAUAUAAAAAAUGAUCGAGGAUCUGGGGAUGAAAAAUUCAAUUUAGCAAUGAUAAUUUAGGAGCAGAUAACGUGAGGGUUAUCAGCCAAAUUAAAAUUUAUAGUAUAUAACAGAAUUUCAGAAAAUUUUUUCACGAAUUUAAAGCAAUCUCCUGAUGUACUUGAGUGAUGAAAAUUGAACUUUGUCGUGUUCAAGUCAGGUAUUCGUAUAUAUUAUUUAGUUUAUAAUCUAGAGUGGUGCCAUAUGGAUGAAAUCACUGUAAUCACUGUUCGUAAAUGAUGAUAUGUCGAUUUACCAUUUCACGUUUCCACAAAUUGCUAUGGAAAAUCGCGCAUCACACGCGCUGUACAUUGUUAUAACAGUUUUAUACGUGCAAGAAGCGUAAAUUAAUUUAGGAAUACAAACGAGUGAGCCAUA